UUUGACCUUGUGGGGACAUUUGGCUGGUCCUCGGGAGGAAAACUAGUUUUUGUUUAUUUUUUUGACAAAAACUGCAGCUUUUACGAAAUAAUAACCUAGCCCAACAUUUCCUUUUAGUUUAGGGUUUAGGUUAAGGUGUAGCAUAGCAUCCAUAAUUAGCGGCAUUAAUAAUGAUGUCAGUGGAAGGUCCUCACAGUGAGUGUGUUAAUGGUUGUGUUAGUCACUAACACAACCACUAACUAAUACACACUAACAAACACACACACUGUGUUUGUUAGUGUGUUUUAGCGUGUGUGUUAGCGCUCCUCCUGCUCAUCCUCUGCGCGCUGCAGUUUCACCUGGAAGCGGAGCAGCGCAUCCUCUCCCUCUCUCUCUUUCUCUCUCUCUCUCUCUCCCUCUCUCCCUCUCUCUCCCCCGUGCGGCUCCCGGCUCAUGUCGGUUCAGCCGAGGUCUCGUUGUGCUCCACUACGGACAUUUACUGCCAUUUUAGCACUCAGGCCAGGGAUGCCGGUGUAAAAGAGGUGGCUUUUUUUCUCUCUUCCUUUUCCCUCAUAUCUCUCGUCCCUUCUCUGCGGCCUGAAACACACAAAAUGUCGACCAGAACGCCAUUACCGACCGUUAACGAGCGCGACACGGAGAAUCACACAUCCGUGGACGGCUUCCCCGACCCCCCAGCACCUCCGGCUAAGUCGGCCAGCAGGCAGAGUCUACCGCGAUGUCGCAACUCCGUGGCGUCCGUCACAGAGGACCAGCCACACAUCGGCAACUACAGGCUGCUCAAAACCAUCGGCAAGGGCAACUUUGCCAAAGUCAAACUAGCACGUCAUAUUUUAACAGGACGGGAGGUUGCUGUGAAGAUCAUCGAUAAGACGCAGUUAAACCCCACUAGUUUACAAAAGCUUUUUCGUGAAGUAAGGAUUAUGAAGAUUUUGAAUCACCCUAAUAUAGUUAAGUUAUUCGAGGUCAUCGAAACGGACAAGACACUUUAUUUGAUAAUGGAGUAUGCUAGUGGAGGCGAAGUAUUUGACUACUUAGUUGCACAUGGAAGAAUGAAGGAGAAGGAAGCCAGGGCCAAGUUUCGACAGAUUGUGUCUGCAGUGCAAUAUUGUCAUCAGAAGAGGAUAGUCCACAGGGAUCUCAAGGCUGAGAACUUGCUCCUGGAUGCUGAUAUGAACAUAAAGAUAGCAGACUUUGGCUUCAGUAAUGAAUUCACCAUUGGAAGCAAGUUGGACACAUUCUGCGGCAGUCCCCCCUACGCUGCUCCUGAACUCUUUCAGGGCAAGAAAUAUGACGGGCCUGAAGUGGAUGUCUGGAGCCUGGGGGUCAUUCUGUACACACUGGUCAGCGGCUCGCUGCCUUUUGACGGGCAGAACUUAAAGGAGCUGAGAGAGCGAGUGCUGCGAGGGAAGUACCGUAUCCCAUUCUACAUGUCCACCGACUGUGAAAAUCUACUGAAACGACUGCUGGUGCUGAACCCAGGCAAACGUGGCAGUCUAGAGCAAAUCAUGAAAGACCGCUGGAUGAACGUGGGUCACGAGGAGGAGGAGCUAAAACCGUACACGGAGCCAGAAGCCGACCUCAGCGACACCAAAAGAAUAGACCUGAUGAUUACAAUGGGUUUCCCCAAAGAAGAGAUCACCGAUUCCUUAGUGGCUCAGAAAUACGAUGAAGUCAUGGCUACUUAUUUGCUUCUGGGCAGAAAACCUCCUGAGUUUGAGGGAAGCGAGUCUCUGUCCAGCACAAACCUGUGUCAGAUGCCCCGACCCAGCAGUGACCUGAAUAACAGCUCAUCCCAGUCUCCAGCUCACUCCAAAGUGCAGCGCAGCAUCUCCGCCACGCAGAAACAGCGCCGCUACAGUGAUCAUGUUGCCCCGUCUAUCCCACCGGCCGUGUCCUACACCAAGCGCACGCAGGCCAACAGUGUGGAGGGAGAGAAGAAAGAGGAGUCCAAAGGAGACACGGCUGUCUCACCGCUGACCACACAAGAGCGCAGGAAGUCUUCUACAGCCUCAGGGAACAGCACAAGCGGAGGGAUGACGCGGAGGAACACGUACGUGUGUGAGCGUGGCAGCACAGAUCGUUAUUCAGCCAUUCCUAAUGGCAAGGACAGCAGUCUGACGGAGAUGUCUGCCUCUGGUAGUGGCUCCUCUGUGUCUCCUGGAGCUUCCUCAGCACUGGCGUCAGCUAGGCCACGUCACGUGAAGUCCAUGUCUGCCUCAAGCCAUCCAACCAAGUCCCCCUUGCCUCCAAUAGAGGAUAAUGCAGAGUACAAGGGCCCUAGCUCCAGCUCCAGGGCACCCGCUACAUCUCCAUCGACCCACAGUAUCAGCAGCGUGACCCCAGACCGAACACGUUUCCCUCGGGGCACGUCUACCCGCAGCACUUUCCACGGAGCCCAAUUGAGAGAGCGGCGCAGUGCGACCUACAACGGCCCGCCCGCCUCUCCCACGCUCUCACAUGACACGGGUGCUCUGGUCCACACUCGGAGGGGCACUUCGACGGGCAUCAUCAGUAAGAUCACCUCCAAGUUUGUGCGUAGGCUACCCAGUGAAGGAGAGGCCAGAUGCAGAGCAAACAGCUUGAGGAGCGGUUCAGGAGAACCUAAGGAUGAUGGGCGUGAUUCUAAACCACGAUCUCUACGCUUCACGUGGAGCAUGAAGACCACAUCGUCCAUGGAGCCCGGAGACAUGAUGCGAGAAAUCCGCAAGGUGCUAGACGCCAACAAUUGUGACUACGAGCAACGCGAGCGCUUCCUGCUCUUCUGCGUUCACGGCGACGCCCGUCAGGACAGCCUCGUCCAAUGGGAGAUGGAAGUAUGCAAGCUGCCCCGCCUCUCUCUCAAUGGCGUCCGCUUCAAGCGUAUCUCGGGCACCUCCAUCGCCUUCAAGAACAUCGCAUCCAAAAUCGCCAAUGAGCUGAAGCUGUGACCAGCACACAGGGGGCAGAAACUGGAAGCUUGCUACGUUGAUGUCUACGUUCCCAGUUAGUUUGGGCACCUUUUUGAGUUUACUGCUUUCUGAAGCUACUGCUGUAUGGUUUGACCAGUGGAUUUAAAAAGAUAAGAUUGAGGGGGGGGGGAAGAGCAUCCUUGGUAUCCCCAGUUCCCUUCUUUUCUCUUAAGUCCCACAUAUACACAAGGUUAGCAUAACCAUCUUUGCAAUAAUAUUGAAAAAUCCCUGUCAGGGUCAGCAGGUUGGUGUUCCUUUACAGAACUACCUUUGUAGGCUAAAGCAGAGACUUUUAACGCUACUUUUUCCACAUGUACAGUUAAGAUACAGAAUGUUUUGUUGAAUUGUUCAUAGACUUGUAUAAUACAAGACUCUUUCGGCCUACGUAUCUGAAGGUGUUGUAUAGUAUUGAGUUCUGCACAGAAAAUUUGUUAAAUGUCUUACUGUUUUGUUUAGCUUUUUUGCUUUUCCUCGUACGAUUUUAGAUUUUUUUUUUUUUGCCUCUGCCAUGUGAUAUAUUUUAAUGAUUCUUUUAUAUAAUUUUCCCCCCCCACUUUUCAACAGGAUGUAGAACCAGUAUAUCAGUGGCGAGUUAUUAAAUAACAGUGUUUCAUAAAACAAGCCGUGCACAUUCCAAAGGCAAAUUGUUUUAACCUGCAACCUUUUCAUUCUUUCGCCCAAGUCUCAGAGUUGUGCUAUUAGUUAGCAAGUUUGACACUCUGCCAUUCCAUGUAUGCUAAAAAAGGGAUAUAGGUUUUGAAUUGAUUGAGGAUAACGCUGUAGUUGUAGCAGAUGUAGCCCGAAUAGGAACAGGAGUGGAACAGGGUUGGUUUUGAGUGUCCUUCGAUUCCAUCUCAUUCUCCUUGAAGACGUUCUGUUUAUUUAUUACAGGUUCUGCACCACCUUUACUACGCUGCUUUAACUUGUCAUCCUUGAAAGAAGCAGGAUGAGACAUUUUUUGUUUUUGAAAAUGUACUUUAAUUUUUCCUUUUGUAAUUAGUGAUGAUGGCGACAGCGGUGAUGUUGGUGAUGAUGAUGUAAGACCACUUGUGCUGGAACAUUUCCUCUUGUUCCUGUUUACUGAGGUAAUGAGGGUUAAAUGUGCAAUGCUUUUUGUUGUAUUACUGGAACACAAAAAUGGUCCCUGACUGCACACGUUUCGAGAGAAAGAUUUUGCUUCGUUUGCUUAUUUAAAAAUGGUCUUUAAAGUGUCUUUCAGAGGUUUAAACUGUGAUCCGAUUAAGCUGAUCCUAGAGGAGCACGAUGUUUAAUGUUGUAACGGUACAUUUCCAGAGCAGAUGCUUGAUUAUGCUGCCUUAGCGAAUGGAGCUACUUGAAGGUGUUGGAGAAGAUUUACUUAAAAUGCAACUACCACCCACACCUCCCUUUUUUUCCCCCCAGUCAUUUCACCACAACCACCUCCGUACUCCAUCAGAUCAGUGUAGUACUGUACAUUUCUCAAUAAAGUCUCAUGGGUCAUAAAGGUUCAGUCUCACUGGUGCACAUUAAAGCUUACUUGAAAUGAGA
This is a messenger RNA of Ictalurus punctatus (channel catfish), 4475 nucleotides long. It is a transcript of the gene mark1, whose product is annotated as MAP/microtubule affinity-regulating kinase 1. The coding region runs from base 591 to 2927 and encodes 778 amino acids. Gene Ontology annotation, cellular component: cytoplasm. Gene Ontology annotation, molecular function: protein serine/threonine kinase activity; ATP binding; tau-protein kinase activity. Gene Ontology annotation, biological process: intracellular signal transduction; microtubule cytoskeleton organization; protein phosphorylation. The record is from RefSeq and is a predicted model, not a curated record. Lineage: Eukaryota; Metazoa; Chordata; Actinopteri; Siluriformes; Ictaluridae. The transcript has 18 exons.